AUCGACGGAGACCUUCACUCCCUGUUUUUCUCUUUCUCCGGUCUCCCACAGUCAAUCUUUCAAGACAUUUCCACCGCAGCACCGCCGCGAUGCCGCCGGCGCAACCUCGCAAUCGAGCCUCCUCAGCCACAACACCCUCCUCUUCCGCAUCCUCUGUCAAGUCCCCAUUAAAUUCGGACUCGUUUUUGAAUGAAUUGACGUCCAUGUUCGAGCGAAGUACCGAGAAGGGUUCAGUUUGGGUUACUCUCAAGCGAUCCUCCAUGAAAUCCAAGGUGCAGAGGAAUAAGCUGAGUACGGCUGGGGAAGCUAUUGAUUACCGAUGCCUGAUUCGAGCAACCGAUGGCAAGAAAACAAUUUCAACCACGAUGGGUCCCAAAGAACACCAGCGUUUUCAAGCUUCAUAUGCAACCAUUCUGAAAGCACACAUGACUUCUCUAAAGAAACGGGAAAGGAAGGACAAACGAAAGGCUGCUGAUUUAGACAAGAAAGCAGGAGGUACGAAGAAGGUGGCUUCUUCUAAGUGAUUUUCUUGCUCUUUUGGAUACGUCUGGGUUUUGCUUCCCCUAAUUUACAGCUCGAAAUUUUUGAUAAGAGAAGAUAUGUUAAUUAUUUCUGGAAUUUGCUCCAUCCCUUUAAAUCAUGUAUACCUUAUUUUGGUGAGCUAGAUCGAGUUUGUUUUUAAUGACAUGGGGUUAAAGUCUGACA
Messenger RNA from Spinacia oleracea (spinach), 705 nucleotides. Its product is annotated as signal recognition particle 14 kDa protein. Gene Ontology annotation, biological process: SRP-dependent cotranslational protein targeting to membrane. Lineage: Eukaryota; Viridiplantae; Streptophyta; Magnoliopsida; Caryophyllales; Amaranthaceae. Gene Ontology annotation, cellular component: signal recognition particle, endoplasmic reticulum targeting. The transcript is spliced from 4 exons. Bases 90 to 524 code for a protein of 144 amino acids. The record is from RefSeq and is a predicted model, not a curated record. Gene Ontology annotation, molecular function: 7S RNA binding; endoplasmic reticulum signal sequence receptor activity.